This is a messenger RNA of Linum trigynum, 2056 nucleotides long. The record is from the annotation of a GenBank genome assembly. Lineage: Eukaryota; Viridiplantae; Streptophyta; Magnoliopsida; Malpighiales; Linaceae.
UACUCAAAUUAAACAAGUAUGUACAUACAUUCAACCAUUUUAAUUUAUCCAAGUGGGGUCCUAGGACCCCACUCCCUUCCACCUCCCUCCGCCACUUUUCUUAGAGAUGACAACAAGUUUAGGGGAGAAAUUUUUUUCCUCUAUACCAUCCCCAAAUCAUCACAGUUUUAAAAUAGUUAUAAUCUCCGAAACAAAAUGUAAAUAGGAUUCAAUAUGAUAUAUUAAAAUUCUCAAAACAUCACAGUUUUAAAAUAGUUAUAAUCUCUGAAAUUAAAUGUGAGUGAAAUGUAAUAUGACAUAUUAAAAUCUACCUGCAACCAGAACAGAAAAAAACCUUCUUGCACUAUCCCAAACAACAUCUUAAGAUUUCUAACAUUUUUAGAAUUUUUUUAAUUAAGAUUUUGAUGUUAAAUUGAAACUUCUUAAAGUUCAUGUGCGGGAGAAGUGAGCGAGAGAUAAUGUACAUUGGGUCCUCGGACAUAAAUAUAAAUCUUAAAAGACAGUAGCGGAUCUUAUAAAUUUUAUUUAGUGGUGUCUCCUCAUAAAAUUAAAAUUAUUAUAAUCUAUUAUUUUUAGGACUAAUACCACUGGAAAACCCGAACUAUUAAUUUUGUGUCAUUUGUGUCCUAAAGUAUUCGAUACGACAUUUGUGUCCUGACGUAUGAUAGUUGUGUGUCAUUUACGUCCUGACAAUUUUGUUGACCGUUAUAGAUAACAGUUGACCAAAUAGUCAACCAUAAAAUGUUGACUUUUGGUUACAUGGCAUAUAUGUGGCAGCCACAUAUGCGCCACGUCAACUGCCACAUCAUAUUGUUAUUUUUAAAUUAAAAUUAAUAAUUAAAAUAAAAAAUAAUCUGUUCUUCUUCAUCUCUUCAUACCCGAACAAAGUCCCCUAAAAAAAAACCCACCCCUAUCCCUUCUUCCUCAUCCUUUAUUUGAUCAACCUCGCCCCUAUCCUCUCCGUCGAACUGCCGAAAGAAGUCAAGGAAGCCACUUUCCACUCCGUUCGCGAUCUGCUUCAACUCGUGGGGCGGUGGCUGCGUCGACCGUCGAAGUCAUUCUAUCUGACUCGAACAGCGACGGGACUCCAGUACGACCCGUAUUCUGUCUCAACGUCAAGAACGGCACGGACGUGCGCAAGUUCGACGCGAUUGAGGACUGCUUCAUCCUCGAUUUCGACCCUUACGAUCAGCCCGCCUCCGAUCAGAAAGUCAAGAACUUUACCCCUGAUGCCGACAUCGCACUGAUUUCCGAAAAGGGCCAGGUGGGUUUUCCCCGCUCUCGCCUCUCUCUCUCUCUCCCUCUCUGAUCGUAUCCCCGUGUUUCCCUAAAUUUGAUUAGCUCAAUUCGGAAUUAGGUACUUUUGGGGUUUUGAAUCUUUGUUCAAGGUGGCUUGUAGAGAUUAUCCCCAUGCUAGGCAUCUCUGUGCUGAGUUUCCAUUCGACAAGACUCCACACCAGAAAUACUGCUCCAAGUGUUACUACUACAUUUGCGAUACUUCUUGCGGUGAAUCAGGCGGGGAUUCUUCCUGAUCCUCGUAGUAGAGAGAGACGAAUCGGAUUGCACAGUUCUUUCAGCACGGCGAGAACUUUGGCGGCUGAGGUAAGGUAGAGACAGAUUCCGGCGGUAGUGCUCCCAGACCCUUAAAAGAUGUACGGCGAGAACUCCGGCGGCUGAGGUAAGGCAGAGACAGAUUUGGCUCGUUGACUCUCCUCGGAUUCGCAUCGACCGUCGCCGAAAUUGUUCCCCAGAGAUGCAGAUCUUCAGAUCUGAUUUUUUUUAUAACUUUUCUUUAUUUCUUUUUGUUAGUUUAUUCAUUUUUAUGAGAAAAUAAAUAUAAUAAAAUAAUAAAAAUUCCACGUCAGAUGCCACAUCAGAGCGGUGACUAGACUUUCUGUUAAAAACUAACGGUCAACGCCAGUCAACCAUAACGGAAAAAUAGUUUGGGACACAAUUGUCAUAUCGAAUACUAUAGGACACAAAUGACACAAAGUUAAUAGUUCGGGUUUCCUAGUGGUAUUAGCCCUUAUUUUUAAAAUGAAAAUAUUCUAAUAAU